AAUCAUGCAGCUUAGAACGGAUAUAAAAGAUGGAUUCAGGUGAACGGACAGGAUCACACACAGCAACCAUGAGGUCUCUGGUCUUCGUUCUGCUCAUCGGAGUCGCUUUUGCCACGGAGGACGACAAGAUCGUCGGUGGGUAUGAGUGCACGGCACACUCUCAGCCCCAUCAGGUGUCUCUGAACUCUGGGUACCACUUCUGCGGUGGCUCCCUUGUUAAUGAGAACUGGGUUGUGUCUGCUGCUCACUGCUACAAGACUCGUAUUGAGGUGCGUCUUGGAGAGCACCACAUCAGAGUCACCGAGGGCAGCGAGCAGUUCAUCAGCUCUUCCCGUGUCAUCAGAAACCCCAACUUCAACCGCUACACCCUUGAGAAUGACAUCAUGCUGAUCAAGCUGAGCGAGCCAGCCACCCUCAACCAGUACGUGCAGCCUGUGGCUCUGCCCAUCAGCUGUGCCCCCGCUGGCACCAUGUGCAGGGUCUCCGGAUGGGGCGACACCAUGAGCUCCUCUGCUGACGGCAACAAGCUGCAGUGCCUGAACAUCCCCAUCCUGUCUACUGCGGACUGUGAGAACUCUUACCCCGGCAUGAUCGACAACACCAUGUUCUGUGCUGGAUACCUGGAGGGAGGCAAGGACUCCUGCCAAGGUGAUUCUGGUGGCCCCGUUGUGUGUAACAAUGAGCUGCAGGGUGUCGUGUCCUGGGGCUACGGAUGUGCUGAGAGGGACUACCCAGGUGUCUACUCCAAGGUGUGUGUGCAGACUCAGUGGCUGCAUGAGACAAUGGCCAGCUAUUAACUCCACAUCCAACCUCCUCAUCAGACACUGUCCAAAUGCCAUCUUGUCUGAGCUGGAGUCAAAAUAAAACAAAUAAACUGUUUGACAUUA
Molecule: messenger RNA, 887 nt
Organism: Plectropomus leopardus (leopard coralgrouper)
Lineage: Eukaryota; Metazoa; Chordata; Actinopteri; Perciformes; Serranidae
Product: trypsin-1-like
Biological process (GO): proteolysis
Molecular function (GO): serine-type endopeptidase activity
Source: RefSeq, a predicted model, not a curated record